GCGAGUUGUGCUCUCGCAAGAUCGCUUGUUUUAUGUGAAUGAAAGGCAGAGUUUACUACCAAACUAUUAUUAUUGGAAAUUCAUAGUAUUAUCUCAUCACUGAUACCGAUAAAACCGUUUGUGUACUACCCUCUGAUUCAGAUUUCGAGUACUCGUUAUCGGUCAGCCGAGCUGCGUAUGAUACAUUAAUAGUUUUGUAGUAAUUCAUCAUAUGUGUACUGAAUAUUACUGUGAAUUUUAGCGAUAAGAAUAUUUUGUAGUUGCUUGAUCAACGAUCGUAGUUGGAUCCAAAAUGAGAUCUAUAGCAGUUUUCUUCUUCAUAUUAUUCGCGACAUGUGCUUUGUCAUCUGCAUCUUCAAGGGAAGAGGAGGAUGCCAAUGACAACUUGGAUUCUGGACCAAACCACUUUCAGCCUAUGGUAGCAGUCUUGUGUGGACAUGGCAAACUUUUGAACAAAUAUCUCGACGAAAACAGGCGUUGGGUGACCGAUAAUGAUCCUAAAGCUACUUGCACCAAGGAUAAACUUGAAAUCCUCGAGUACUGCAGAAAGGUUUAUCCAUCUAAGGAUAUUACAAAUAUUGUGGAAUCAAGUCGCUAUUUCAAAAUUGAUAAUUGGUGCAAGCCAGGGCAGAAAAAAUGCAAAGCUAGUCACUGGGUGAAGCCAUAUCGAUGCCUUCAGGGCCAGUUUCAGAGUGAUGCGCUCCUGGUGCCUGAGCACUGCUUGUUUGACCACAUUCACAACCAGAGCAUCUGCCAGACUUUUGAUGAGUGGAACAACACUGCAGCACACAGUUGUCUUGACCGAACCAUGCAGCUCAGGAGUUUUGCUAUGUUGCUCCCUUGCGGGGUUGAUCUCUUCUCUGGGGUGGAAUUUGUCUGCUGCCCUAAAAAUGAAAAAGAUGUGGGCGUUGUAAAUGAUGAUAAUCGCAAAGGUGAUAAUGGCAUUGACUCGGAAGAUAGCUCAAAUGAGGAUGAAGAUUAUGAUGAUGAUUACUAUGAUGAUGAAGAUUAUGAUGAUGAUGACGAUGAUGAUGAAGAGAAUUCUCAGUCUUCAACUACUAGCACAACAACAACUACCACCACUACCACAACAACAACCACAACAACUGAAAGACCUGUCGAUUAUUACUACAGCCACUUUGACAAAAAACAUGAACAUGAGUUCUUUAAAUUAGCUCAAAAAUCCCUGGAAGAAAGCCACAGGGAACGUGUUACUAAAGUUAUGAAAGAAUGGAGUGAACUAGAAGAAAGGUAUCAAGAAAUGAAAGUCAAAGACCCCAAAGCAGCCGAAGACUUUAGGAAAAAGAUGAGUGCUCGAUUCCAGAAAACUGUUGAAGCUUUGGAAGAGGAAGGGUCAGCUGCCAAGCGACAAAUGUCAGCCAUGCACCAGCAACGAAUCAUGUCUAUCAUCAAUAUGAGAAAAAAAGCUGCAAUGGAUUGUUACACAGCUGCAUUGGAUCAGACAAAUCCAAAGACUAAGAAGAUAGAAAAAUGCCUGGAAAAACUUUUGAGAGCAUUGGAAAAAGAUCGCCGCCACACAUUGAACCACUAUCGCCACUUGCUCAACUCCAAUUUGAAGCAAGCCCUUAAAGAAAAAGAGACUACCUUGGAGCAUUUGGAUAGCUUAAACAAGAUAGCCAAUCAAAGUCUUGCUAUGUUGGACAGAGUACCAAAUGUGGCUGAGAAAAUCAGAAGUAGAAUGGUGGCUGUAUGGCAUCAUUUACAUGGCUUAGGACCAAAGGCCACAAUAACAAGAGAUGUAGAUGAAGCAAUUGUUGAGAAAUACAAAGAUGAAGUCACGGAGAAACAAAAAGAACGUGAAAGACAAAAGAAAUUGAUGGAAGAACGAAGGCAAGAGUUGAAAGAACUACGUGAAGAAAAGAAGAGAGUAGAAGCUAUCCAUGGUGGUAAAUUAGAUCGUGAGUUCGAUCCGGAGUCCAUGGAAGAUGAAAGUGCGGUGCCUAUCAGUACAAUUAAACCAGAACCUGCAAAACCAAUGCCAGCUGAUCUACCAGGAGUUGAACACAACUCAUUAGAUCAUGAAGAAAUUCCUGUACCUAAAAUGGCACACAUUCAAAAUCAAGCCUUUCACCACAAUGAAGUGACAUUUUCGGUACGAAAAGAAAGCAUGGAAAGGUUACGAUGGAAUGGAAGUGUUUACAUCACCUUGGCUUUCGCAGGCGUGGCCCUUCUCACAGCAAUGAUCGUUGGCAUUGUGCUGUUGCGGCGCCACUCGCAUCGCUCCCCCCAUGGGCAGGGAUUCGUUGAAGUGGAUCAAGCUGCAACCCCAGAGGAGAGGCAUGUGGCCAACAUGCAAAUUAACGGAUACGAGAAUCCAACCUACAAGUAUUUCGAGACGCAGAGCAACUGAACGAUUCUUGAAAGUUUGCUUCAUACACACGUUGUGUUACUAACCAACACUUAACUAGCAUUUUAGUCGCCAGUUUUAGUAACAACAAAAGAAAAAAAAAUAAUAAUACAAAAAACAGAUAUGAUGAAAUUCCUUUGUAGUUUGGAAGAUAGCUUUUUUGGCUAAUGCAAGGCUAUGAAAGGAAUUCAAUUUGGUAGGUUUACUACCCAUGAAUGAAGAUAAGAGUUCUCAUUGCAUUUUAUUUUAUAAAUAUUUUGUACAUUUUCCCCCCUCAUUAUUUUGAAUUCAAAUGCAUUUUUAUUUUGUCAAAUGAUGUUAUUCAAGUUUUUAUUUUCAUUUUAGAAUGUUAAAAAAUGUUAAUAAGUUUUUGCAUUCAAGUUAUGCUAUUGCUCUGUGAUGUAGGGAAAUUGUAAGUUGAUGAUUAUUAUGAUACAUGUUCUAGUUUUUUUUUUUACCUAGACUAUUUUUUUGGGAGGGGGGGGGAGGGAUGUAUUUAUAUCAGAAGUAUAGAAUAUGUGACAAUUAAACAUAUCUUUAGCGUUUUAAAGUUCAUUUUAGUCGGAAAAUGCUAGUGGUUUGUCACUGUAAUAUUUUAUUUUUUCAGAUGAUUCAAAUUGCUUUUUCUUUUUUUUUCAUUUUAGUAUUCAGAGACGGCUGCUACCAAAACUGAAAAUUGGCAAAAUUUAUCAUUCAUUAACAGUAAAUAAAUCGCUAAUUAUCAAACACCAUCUAAGGCGAUGGGUAGCCAGUAUGAUAUAUAAUAUAAAUACAUAUAUAUAUAAAUAUACACUUAUGUAAGGCUAUAAUUAUUCAGUAGUUAUGUAGCAUAAAAUGUCUCCAAAGCCAAGUCUAUACAUUCCUAAUGUUAUUUCUAUUCCUUUUUUUUGUGCCAUGUAUGUGCUGUGAUUACUAUUCAUUAGUUGGCCCACAGCAAUUGCAGCAUUGAAAUCUAUUAACAUUAUGUAAAUAUAGAACAUUCAUGUUAUCAUGUUGCCAUUUAUUUUUACUUAAUUUGAAGUUUUAGUGAGAAAGUCUGGAAUUGCAAAGAUCAUUAUUACAUAGGAUAUAAGGACAAGGUCGUAUACAUAGUAUACUCUGGAAAAAUUUUGUAAUUUAUACAUAAAUUUUACAUUGGAAGCAAUUUUCAGUAAAAUUAGGCAUAGCUAUUAUGAAAUUAAUUUAUAUGUAUAAAAAAAAAAGAAAAACUUUGCAAGUUAAUAGUUGCAGACUAACCUUUCAGAAAAUUGCUUUCGAAACAUAACCUGCUGCUGUAUAACCCUUUCUCACAAGCUUUGGAUUAAAAUAAUCCUUCAACCCUUUAUUUAGUUAACUCACCUGUACACGAGUAUUAAUAUCCUUCUGUCUUUAUCCCAUUUGUGGUAUUUUAUAAUCUAUAUUAACCUAAGUGUGUUGUCCUGUGCAUGUUCAGUGUAGACAUUGUAUUAUUGUGUCAGUUUUAUACGGACUGUAAAAACAAUCUUCCAUGUGCAGUAAAUGAGUAGAUAUAACUUUAAGCGAAAGUCUAAAUUAAAUUAUUACAAUAGACUCUUCAACUUCUAAAAUCAUGGAGAUUAAAACAAACUUGGUUUGUUAUCAAUAUUUUUGAAAGCUAAAAUUGUGUUGAAAGAGUGGGGCACAUAAAGAAUAUUCAUGUAACUUUUCUGUAUGUUUUUAUAAACGUUGAUGUUUUAAAGUCCUUAACGUAACUAGCAAAUUUGUUGUUAUCCGAUUAGAACUGUAUGAUGUUUAGCUGCUUCUGUAGUUUGAAAAACAUUUUUGAACAGUUAUACUUUAUCAACUCUUAAAUACUCCAAGCAUAAAGAAGUUGAGUUUGCAAUGCUGUCUUUGCUGGGUAUUGUAAAAAACAAAAAAAAUUAAAAACAUGCAGACUGGAAAACUUACUGCACUGGUGAGCUUUGCUGUGACGUUUGAAUGUACAAAACAAAUUUCUUAAGCAAUUCAUUGAAUAUUUAGUAAUUAUUGUAAAAUUAUAUUUAAAUACUUGCACAUAUCAGUACAUUUCUGCCCAGAUAAAUAUUGCCAUACUUUUUUUAAAUCUAUGCUUUGCUUUGGCAAAUUACCUAAAACUACUUAAUGGGCUUUUCACUGAUUGCAAGUUGUGCUGACAACUGUUACAAAUCUGAAACAGUUGUAAUACUAAAAUUUCAAGUUUCAGUUGAUUGAACUGUAGUGCACAUGAAAAAAAAAUGUCAUUCAAUAUGUGGUAAAUUCUAAUAAAGGAUUAAUGAUA
This is a messenger RNA of Uloborus diversus, 4622 nucleotides long. RefSeq names its product amyloid-beta-like protein (gene Appl). Gene Ontology annotation, molecular function: transition metal ion binding; heparin binding. Gene Ontology annotation, biological process: axonogenesis; central nervous system development. The record is from RefSeq and is a predicted model, not a curated record. NCBI's taxonomy places the organism in Eukaryota, Metazoa, Arthropoda, Arachnida, Araneae, Uloboridae. Gene Ontology annotation, cellular component: neuron projection; neuronal cell body; membrane.